Phyllostomus hastatus (greater spear-nosed bat) is the source of this 1602-nucleotide messenger RNA. It is a transcript of the gene PAX7, whose product is annotated as paired box 7. Gene Ontology annotation, biological process: anatomical structure development; regulation of transcription by RNA polymerase II. Lineage: Eukaryota; Metazoa; Chordata; Mammalia; Chiroptera; Phyllostomidae. The record is from RefSeq and is a predicted model, not a curated record. The transcript is spliced from 11 exons. Gene Ontology annotation, molecular function: DNA-binding transcription factor activity, RNA polymerase II-specific; RNA polymerase II cis-regulatory region sequence-specific DNA binding. Bases 22 to 1602 code for a protein of 526 amino acids.
UCGUCCCCCGCGGGCGCGAGAAUGGCGGCCCUUCCCGGCAGCGUACCGAGGAUGAUGCGGCCGGCUCCCGGGCAGAACUACCCACGCACCGGGUUCCCUCUGGAAGUGUCCACCCCGCUGGGCCAAGGCCGGGUCAACCAGCUUGGUGGGGUCUUCAUCAAUGGGCGACCCCUGCCCAACCACAUCCGCCACAAGAUCGUGGAGAUGGCCCACCACGGCAUCCGGCCCUGCGUCAUCUCCCGCCAGCUGCGUGUGUCCCACGGCUGCGUCUCCAAGAUUCUCUGCCGCUACCAGGAGACCGGGUCCAUCCGGCCCGGGGCCAUCGGCGGCAGCAAGCCCAGACAGGUGGCGACCCCGGAUGUGGAGAAGAAGAUUGAGGAGUACAAGAGGGAAAACCCGGGCAUGUUCAGCUGGGAGAUCCGGGACCGGCUGCUGAAGGAUGGGCACUGUGACCGCAGCACCGUGCCCUCAGUGAGUUCGAUUAGCCGCGUGCUCAGAAUCAAGUUCGGGAAGAAAGAGGAGGAGGACGACGCGGACAAGAAAGAGGACGACGGCGAGAAGAAAGCCAAACACAGCAUCGACGGCAUCCUGGGCGACAAAGGGAACCGGCUGGACGAGGGCUCAGACGUGGAGUCGGAACCCGACCUGCCUCUGAAGCGCAAGCAGCGCCGCAGCCGGACCACGUUCACGGCUGAGCAGCUGGAGGAGCUGGAGAAGGCCUUCGAGAGGACGCACUACCCCGACAUCUACACCCGCGAGGAGCUGGCGCAGAGGACCAAGCUGACUGAGGCGCGUGUCCAGGUCUGGUUCAGUAACCGCCGCGCCCGUUGGCGUAAGCAGGCCGGAGCCAACCAGCUGGCAGCGUUCAACCACCUUCUGCCAGGGGGCUUCCCUCCCACCGGCAUGCCCGCACUGCCCCCCUACCAGCUGCCGGACUCCACCUACCCCACCACCACCAUUUCCCAAGACGGGGGUAGCACCGUGCACCGGCCCCAGCCCCUCCCGCCGUCCACCAUGCACCAGGGGGGGCUGGCUGCGGCCGCGGCAGCCGCGGACACCAGCUCUGCCUACGGAGCCCGCCACAGCUUCUCCAGCUACUCCGACAGCUUCAUGAACCCAGCGGCGCCCUCCAACCACAUGAAUCCUGUCAGCAACGGCCUGUCCCCUCAGAAACAGGGAGUGCAGGAGGAGGUGGCAUGUUCUUCAGCUUGGUCCGACGCGGAUGGUCUCUCCCCACAGGUGAUGAGCAUUCUGAGCAACCCCAGCGCGGUGCCGCCGCAGCCGCAGGCCGACUUCUCCAUCUCCCCGCUGCACGGCGGCCUGGACUCGGCCCCCUCCAUCUCGGCCAGCUGCAGCCAGCGGGCGGACUCCAUCAAGCCGGGGGACAGCCUGCCCACCUCCCAGUCCUACUGCCCACCCACCUACAGCACCACCGGCUACAGCGUGGACCCCGUGGCUGGCUACCAGUACGGCCAGUACAGCCAGACUGCUGUUGAUUACCUGGCCAAAAACGUGAGCCUCUCCACGCAGCGCCGCAUGAAGCUCGGGGAGCACUCCGCGGUGCUGGGACUCCUGCCGGUGGAGACUGGCCAGGCCUACUAG